AGUUCGUGUGAAACCCCGUGCAUAUCGUGAAUCGGUAUUUAUUUAUACAAACAGUUAUAAAUUAUGGAGUAAAAAGGUGUGAAGGAUUAUUUUGUCAAAUAUAAAGCAAUUUCAAUAUGGCUGAACGAAUAUAUCCAGGUUUUCAUCGGUCGGCAUUUGACAGAUUCAUACCCUUCCGACCGGACUUGGAUGUUGAAAAGUCAAACGCUAGACUCAUGUCGCGUUCACCAGACCGUACGGAAAAGGAACUCGGUCAGAUUAAGAGUCCAGUCGGAAGACAUUACACUCGGCUUUUCUCAGAAUCAAUGAAUGGAGGAGAUGGUAAAAUAUUGCCAAUAUGCAGGACACCGGUUACAAGUCCUUUCAAAAAGCGACUGACACAACUAUUUCCUACAAGUCCAGACGAAGGUUACGGUUCUCCAUCAAUCGGAAAACUCCGAAGAAUUCCGACAUCACCAGAAUGUGUUAUGGACAUGUCACUACUCCGGGACGAUUUUUAUACAAAUGUGUUAGAUUGGAGCGACAAGAAUUUAAUUGCCCUUGCGUUGUUCCAAUCAGUAUACAUAUGGAACGCCAGCUCGAAAGACUGUGAAAGAAUGGAAUUACAUUUUGCCGAAUCAAACAGCUAUAUACCGGCAUUAUCCUGGAGUCCAAGAGACCAAGUAUUGGCAAUCUGUGAUAACGACGGCGAGAUAACGAUUUGUGAUGUAGAAAAGAUGCCAAUCUAAGAGUAAAAAUUUGUUCCACUGAGACCAAAA
Ruditapes philippinarum (Manila clam) is the source of this 758-nucleotide messenger RNA. RefSeq names its product cell division cycle protein 20 homolog. Gene Ontology annotation, cellular component: anaphase-promoting complex. Gene Ontology annotation, molecular function: ubiquitin ligase activator activity; anaphase-promoting complex binding; protein binding. The record is from RefSeq and is a predicted model, not a curated record. Gene Ontology annotation, biological process: positive regulation of ubiquitin protein ligase activity; positive regulation of anaphase-promoting complex-dependent catabolic process; anaphase-promoting complex-dependent catabolic process. The coding region runs from base 117 to 728 and encodes 203 amino acids. The transcript is spliced from 4 exons. Lineage: Eukaryota; Metazoa; Mollusca; Bivalvia; Venerida; Veneridae.